AUGUCGCCACAGCAGAAGCACGACGGCCUCAGCCGGAGCCGCGCGUCGCUCACGGGGGACACGAGGAGCAUCGGACCGGCAGAAAGCAAAAGGCGGGUGAAGUCAGUGAGCCAUCGUCGACAGUCAGCCCCCUCGCUGGUCAUCACCAAGGCUCUCAGCAGGUCAAAGACUGUUUCCAGAGAGAGCUUCCCAGUCCCCGUGUCCCCCGAGACCUGCCCGCUGGUCCAGUCCUUCCUGACCUGCUCCGAUCGAUCGUUUCUGCUCCACGGCCAAGCCCAGCUGAAGACGGGACUGCAGACCCAGGAGAGACACCUCUUCCUGUUCAGUGACGUACUGGUCAUCGCUAAGGCCAAGUCAGCCAGCCACUUCAAGCUGAAGGCCCAGGCCUGUCUGUGUGACAUGUGGAUGGCGGGCUGCAUGGAGGAGGUGUGUGAGGGCAGCACCAGCCCAGAGAGGAGCUUUGUCAUGGGCUGGCCGACCUGCAACUGUGUCGCUACCUUUAGCUCUGCAGACCAGAAGGACAGCUGGCUCUCCCUCCUCAAAAGCCGAAUUAAGGAAGAGAAGGACAAGGAUGAGCCCAAGACCAUCCCUCUGAGAGUGUACGGGAAAGGCCUUAACACCUCAGCUCUUACCAAGACCGUCCCUGUUAGCAACUCAGAUUCAGCCAACGAGGUGGUCCGACUGGCCCUGCAGCAGUUUGGCAUCGCAGGCACCGUGAGAGACUACCAGCUGUGGGUCGUCUCCAAGCGGGACAACACUCCCUAUCCACUCAUCGGUCACGAGUUCCCCUUCAGUAUCCAGAUGAGUCACGUCAGGGAUCGGCUGCCUCAGGCCGGCGGUAAUAUGGACGCUCUGCUACUCCCAGUUCGGCAGCCAAGCCAGCAGGCAGAGCAGCUGCAGGGGGACAAGCAGUGCCAGUUCAUCCUGAAACCCCGGCCCACGGCCACAGCACAACAGGACGUAUCCAUGGAGUCGUCCCAGAAGCCCUUUAAAAGGAGGCGCUCCCUCAUUAACUGGGCCUUCUGGCGAGGCUCCUCCCCGCAGCUCAACGUGUCCGCCAUGUCGCUGGCCUGCCCCGCCCCCGGGUGUCUGUUCGGCAAGCCCCUCGCUGCUGUGUGCCAGGACGACGCUCUUCCCAAGCAGAUCAUGGACAUGCUGGUGUUUCUAUACCACGAGGGCUCGUGGACGCGAGGCAUCUUCCGCCGCUCAGCCGGGGCGCGAGCUGUGAGGGAGCUGCGGGACUCUCUGGACGCUGGAGCGCUGGAACUCCCUCUGACCCGAGACCACGUCUUUAUUAUCGCUGGGGUCUUUAAGGACUUCCUGCGUAGCCUGCCAGGUGGGCUGCUGUGUUCUGAUCUCUACAAGGAGUGGAUGGACGUACUGGACGAAGAGGAGGAGGAGGAGGAAAUACAGGUGCAGGGUGUACAGAGGCUGAUUGGUCGUCUGCCUAAAGAGAAUGCGUUGCUGCUGCACUACCUGAUUGCUAUGCUGCAUGGGAUCCACAGCAAUGCAUAUGAAAACCAGAUGACCAGUUUCAACUUAUCAGUGUGUAUUGCGCCCAGCGUGCUGUGGCCUCCUGGACUUUACAGUCCUGAAGUUGAAGGCGUGGGGGCUAAGAAGGUGUGUGAACUGGUGAAGUUUAUGAUCGACAACUGUCACCAGGUUCUGGGAAAGGAUCCCACUACACUCUUUAAUGGGCCCCCACAAAGACACAGUUCUGAGGAGAUAGGAUCUGAUACUUGGCUGUGUACUUUGACUGACUCAUCCUAUGAAAGCCUAGAGAAUGAGCUAGAUGACAGUAGCCCUGGAUCGCCAGCUGGGUUAUCAGCUCUCUGCAUCAACAAGGGACGACGUAGAACCAAACAUCUGCAGGGCAGCCUGGAAUCCAUCCUUACCCUCAGCGAUUAUGACCAAGACAAUAACAUGGACACAAGCACCCAAGUUGGCAACCAGCACCCAGCCACAACUCUGUCCUGCUCUAGCCAGGGUACACCAUCCAUGGGCACUCUGACCUGCAGGAAUCCCACAUCAAUAGAGGGUCCCUAUAGACAGCGUAGGUGUUCAGAGCCAGCAAUAGCAUACGUGAAUGAAUUUAAGGUGUUUUGUCAAGGCAGCACUGAGGAUCUGUCUGAGGAGGAUGAGGAUGAUGAAGGGGAACUUUCCAGGGUACCUAGCUGCCACAAACACCAUCGCACACAAUCUCAGGGUCAGAACUGGAGGAGUUAUUUUAAAUCAGAGUUGGGUCUGCAUGGUAGGACAUCACGAACUUUAGAAGCUAGCUCCCCCAGCCUCUCAUCUCCUCCUACCUCCCCUGCCCCCAUGCACUCCUCCCUUGACUCGCUUGAUUCUCUCCAUUCCCACAGCAGUGAACAAACCUGCCAAACCAGACAUCGAUUAUGCCCUGCUAAGGUACAAGCCCCCUUGGCUUACCCCUCUUCCUCCUUCUGCUCCACCUCCUCCUGUGUACCACCCGACUCCACCCGAGAUACCACCCGAGAGGCUGCCCCAGGCCCUAGUGUAGAUCUUGAUGAUAAGACAUGCCCAAAAUGUUUCCCACCCAAGGAACAUUUGUCUUGGGGUAGCUUAAUAGGCUGCAGGGUUGUCCACCCCAAUACCUGGCUGAAGAAAGACCGGAGGCUGUCACUGACGUCACAAGACAACUUGGAGACUGAGGAGGAGGAGGACAGAACUGAGGGAGGAUCCAUUAACAAGACUCUCGCUAACCGAAAAGUAGAUCCUGAGAAAGGGCAGCCAGGGGAAAAAGCAGGAAGAAUACAAAUAUCCAUGGGCCACUCCCGAUCCAAACCAUCCAGCAGCACCGCAAAAGAAGGAGUAGGAAGGCAGGCAAGGAGAAGCACAGUUCAAGAUUCCCUCAGGUCUCCACCUCCCAAACAUAAUUCCUCUAGCUCUGCUGACGACCACUUCAUCAUGAGCCUCCAGUACCCCAACUCUCCCCGCUUGUGGCCCUCUGACUCACAACUAACAGUUUCUGAGCUCAGAAACAUCCACACUAAGGCCUUCCUUCAGCAUGCCAAGACAGGAAAUCAUAUCAGCAAACAGGAGGAAGCAGUGGGAAGUGAUAAAUAUGACCUAAACCAGCCAACUCAGGCUGCAUUCUACAGGCAGAACAGGCCUACCUUGUCCCUAUUCAGACAAAACAAACCCCACUCUACCCCCUCAGAGGAGAAAAGCAAAGCUUGGAUCUCUCAACGACGAGCCUCAGAGCCUGGGCCACUACAGCUAGGAGAGGACCAAGCUUCUGCAGUCCAUAUGGAGAAGUUUUCCAGAUCAACCGUCCGUCAAAGACUCCCUAGUGACCCAGGGCUGAAGGUGUCUGAUGUGGAUUUGCAUGGAGAGCGAAACACAGAACCCCGUUUCUGCCUCUCACCCAGUGCUACUAAAGCAGUGAAGGACUACUUUUUGUCCCACCCACGAAGUAAUCCUCAGAGCAGCAAGCAGGUAGCACUAGCCCUGGUUGAAAGUAGAAGAGAGUGGCUCAGGAGAUGCAGCGAUCCGAUGACAGAGAAAGACUUUGACCAGCUUCUGUUUACUGAGGAAUCAUUUGUCUGA
Messenger RNA from Lampris incognitus (smalleye Pacific opah), 3570 nucleotides. Its product is annotated as rho GTPase-activating protein 20-like. The record is from RefSeq and is a predicted model, not a curated record. The transcript has 16 exons. Gene Ontology annotation, molecular function: GTPase activator activity. The coding region runs from base 1 to 3570 and encodes 1189 amino acids. Lineage: Eukaryota; Metazoa; Chordata; Actinopteri; Lampriformes; Lampridae. Gene Ontology annotation, biological process: signal transduction; regulation of Rho protein signal transduction.